AUGGGCGAGAAGGUACCGUCCAGUGCGCCCCUACCCGCGACUCCCCAUUUUCCUCUACCCAUCACAUCGUAUAAAUUAAAGAUAGAAAGAGACUGUGAAACAACACCAAAAGAGGAAACCAAUCCACUUGACACAGACGAUUCGAUAGUAUUAGAACCGGCGGAAGUAUUCGACAAAUUGGAACCUGAAAGAGAUUUCAUAUUGAUGUUUGAGUCCCUACCAGUCUUGUGGGAUCCAAAUCAUCCGUAUUAUACGAAUAAAUAUAAGAGACACACGGCUCUGUUACGUCUGGUUCCAAUCUUGAAAAGAACCAAACCUGACGCAACAACAAUUGAUGUCAAGAAGAAAAUAAAUAGCAUUAGAUCUAAUUAUCGAAGAGAGUUAAGAAAAGUUCUCGCAACUCAAGAUCCAGGAGAUGACGAUGAGGUGUACGAGCCAAAGAUAUGGUACUUCCCAUAUCUCGACUUUUUAAGAAAGUUGGAACAAAGACAAAAUUCAUCUUAUCAGAAUAAAUCAGUACUACCUAAGUCAAACAGCCAAAAAAUAAACGAGAUUUCUCAGGUUGGGACAUCUUUUCAAUCUGUUAACAAGCCAAUGUCCAUCGAGCAGUCUUCAGUGAGAAAGAGAAAGUUCCAAGGACAGCUCAUAGAACCACAACGACAAACAUCAAAACUGACCACCGAAUCUUGCCAACCCAAUACAAUAUCCAACCAUAUUGUAUUAGAAUGGGUUGAUACAUUAGAAAAAUUAGACCCCAUGCAGCGUUUGUUCGCGAAGAAGGCUAUAAACGAUGUGCUAUUUGAAGCAGAAUUGGGAAAUUUACAGAAACAUUCCGUUAAAAUUAACGAACCACUUUCAAGUUAUCAGCUUUCUUCGUCUCCCGCACAUUCCUCCCUGAAAUCUCCAUCUUCACCUUCAUACCAGUAAUAUUGGACAGUUUGUUCUGGAAUUUUGAUCUUGGUUGAAUGUUAAGGAGCAUGUCGUGAUGAAAAGUUGGUGUGCCAUUUGUAUUCCAUGGUCGCUAAUUGGUGGUAUGAUGCUCUGAAGAAUCAUGAUAUACAAUUGAAAUACCGUGAAAUCUUUGGUAUACUGAGGUAUCGUGCUGAUACCACGAAAAUAAAAAUGCGCAAUUCAUUGACUAGUUUUUUUCUACGUGAACAUGAUAAAUUAUUAAAAAGCUGUUAAAGUUU
This is a messenger RNA of Melitaea cinxia (Glanville fritillary), 1190 nucleotides long. RefSeq lists its product as uncharacterized. The transcript is spliced from 4 exons. Lineage: Eukaryota; Metazoa; Arthropoda; Insecta; Lepidoptera; Nymphalidae. The record is from RefSeq and is a predicted model, not a curated record. The coding region runs from base 1 to 927 and encodes 308 amino acids.